AUGGCCCCCUGGACCGUCCGCCCCGGCUACAAGACCUACCAGUCCCGCUUCGGCCCCAAGUACACCACCGCGCCCCACUUCCACGGCAUCAGCCUCGGCCGCGCCGUCAAGUUGUAUGUUUCCUUCCAACCUAUCCAUCCCCCCGUCCACACCUCCGUAUCACCCUUCCUCCUCCCGGGGUUCGUCGAGUAUGAGAAAAAUAGUCCGCGAGAAGAACUCGUUCUGCUGGAAACCAAGCAAAAGGGAGGGGAGAGGAGAGGAGAGGAGACAAUUGGACCUUGGAGUAGCGGCACUACCGUCGCCGGCUUCGGCGCCGCCGCCGGCGUCUUCGCCAUCUUCAUGUUCGCCGAGGUCCCCCGCGUGCGCGAGGACAUCAUGAAGAAGGUCCCCAUCCUGGGCGAGUACUUCGACGUCAAGGUUGCCCCCGAGGACAACCCUUUCUAA
This is a messenger RNA of Diplodia corticola, 444 nucleotides long. Its product is annotated as cytochrome b-c1 complex subunit 10. The record is from RefSeq and is a predicted model, not a curated record. Gene Ontology annotation, biological process: mitochondrial electron transport, ubiquinol to cytochrome c. The coding region runs from base 1 to 444 and encodes 147 amino acids. Lineage: Eukaryota; Fungi; Ascomycota; Dothideomycetes; Botryosphaeriales; Botryosphaeriaceae. The transcript is spliced from 3 exons.